AUGAAACUGCUGACGAUUAUUUCCUUCACCCUGGUGGCUUCGGUAGCGCUCAGUCUACCAUCUGCUCGUACCCUGCAGGAUGAUUUCGAGGACUUUGUUACUGCAUUACCGUUGGAGGAUAUCGUCGCUGUUGCCAUGCGAUACUUUUUGACCGACAAAGAAGUCCAAGCCACAGUUCAGUACAUCACCGGUCCGGAGUUUGCUGCCAUUUGGGAUCAGCUGUUCGCUCUCAAAGAAGUGCUCGAUAUUCUCAACUACCUGGAGGAAGCUGGUGUCCGUGCGUACGAUGCUCUAGACGAGCUAGCGGAUCUGAUCGGAGUGAAACCGGUAAAGCCCUCAGUGAGGAUUCGUCAACAUGUUAGCACACGUGGAUUGAACGAUUUGAUUGAAGAAGUGGUGGCUCUGUUGCCACAGCAGAAGCUGCGGGAGUUGUUUGAGCAGAAGAUGGCGACCAGUGCUGAGUUCAAGGCGUUUUUCGAGAAGCUUCAGAGUACUGAAUUCCAGAACUUGAUGGAUUUCGCUAACAACUCCAGCGAGCUACAAUCCCUGCUUGACGAGCUACGUGAACAUGGUGUUGAUGUUGAUAGGUUCUUCGAGCUCGUAAAAGGAUUUUUCGGUUGGGGAUAUUAA
Molecule: messenger RNA, 630 nt
Organism: Sabethes cyaneus
Lineage: Eukaryota; Metazoa; Arthropoda; Insecta; Diptera; Culicidae
Product: protein G12-like
Exons: 2
Coding region: 1-630 (209 amino acids)
Source: RefSeq, a predicted model, not a curated record